Messenger RNA from Owenia fusiformis, 3776 nucleotides. The record is from the annotation of a GenBank genome assembly. Lineage: Eukaryota; Metazoa; Annelida; Polychaeta; Sabellida; Oweniidae.
UAUAUGUAUGCCAUUGCUCAUGUACGUAUAUGGAUAUGAUCAUUGAAUUUUGCCAUCUGAAUCACAAAUGGACCAUGUACCAUUAUUGUUUGACGUGGUAAAUGUAACAUGUUAAAAUGAAGCCUAUGAUCUGAUAUUUAUUUAUAGUGUGAACUUUAUUAUGUUUCCCAACCAGAUACAUUUUCAGAGCAUAAUUGGCUGCCAUCACUCAGCACAACUAUAGCCUGUCAAAACCAUAUCCCUAAAGAACAUUCGUUGGAUAAAAUCAUAAGGACAAACAUUUACAUUAAUUUAUAAUGGACAUAGAGGAAACAGAUGGGUGUUAUAUAUGAGUAAAUGUCAUCAAAUGGCUCAUGUUAAUUGAAUUUAUCAUGGAACAUAAUUGUUUAGUUAGUACAUUGACCACAUCAUUAAUUCUAUAAAUCAAAAACAUGAAUUUGAUUUAAACUUAAUUGUUUAUUCAAAAUUUAAAAGUGGAUGGUAAUAUAUCUAUAUAUGUAACACAAUAAUAUUAGAAUGCACCAAUAGACCUCAUUUUUGUGUUCAUCAGAAUUUGUUUUUGUUAUCAGGAAAUAUGUUAAAUAGAAGCACUUAUCGACAUAUAGGAACAUUUGUAUUCUACAUCUUAUAUUUACAAGCACUGGUUAAUGGUGUCCCUCAAAGAAAUAAACGUGCAGAAGCUCUAGAUGAUCCCAGUGAAGCUACUUGGCCAGCUGUUGUAAAAUAUGAUUUACAAACAGAUACAUCUUUCAGUGCAGCUGAGAUUACCACCAUUGAAGGGGUAUUGUCUCAAUUGGAGGCUGAUACGUGUCUUGACUUUGAGCCUGCUGUAGUUGAAGAAACAGUUUCAAUGCCAGAUCCAAGGAUAAAAUUCCACUUAGACCAUUAUAGAGAAAUAUGUGAGGCAACUCUGGGUAAUAAAGGAGGCGUGAUGGUCAAUCAUAUUUACCUGAACCAUGCAUGUUUAAAUAAAAGAGGUAUCACUUACACUGUCCUGAAAAGUAUUGGAAUUAUACCAGAACAUGAACGGUUUGACCGUUCAAGUUAUAUUGAUGUUAACACAAAUGGCUUAGUCAAUUCACAGAAGGAUGAUUUGGAGACCAUGGUCCCCCUGGAGAGAAUGGGAAUGACAAGCAAAUCACAAUAUGAUUAUAGCUCAUAUCUUCACUUUCCACCAAGCAAAUAUGCUGUCAACAGCAGUAAUCCAACAUUAGAAUCAACUCUUGAUGGGAUGUAUACAGCUAUAGGCCAGUCAGUGAGCUUGAACUUCUGGGAUAUAAAGGCCAUAAAUCAAUACAUAUGUCCAGAGAAAUGUGAAGAUGCAGAGACAAAGCAUUCUUCAUGCUUACAUGGAGGUUACCUUGAUCCUGAGAACUCUUGUUCUACAUGUAAAUGUCCAUUUCCCUGGGGUGGACCUAUUUGUAAUGAAGCUUCAGGUGCAACUGCUGUUAACUUGACUUCAGAUGCAUUUCUAAUAAGUUUUGGGCAAGCCACUCCUGGGGAUAGAAUAGCAUAUUACUUACAAGCACCUGCGGGAAUGUGGAUUGGACUGGAAUUCAUCGGUUCAGGACUUGGUCUACCAUGUGACCCUGAAGGUUAUGAUGCAUGCCCAUAUGGUUGGGUAGAGUUGAGAACCAAUGGUAUUGACUCAUUAGGACAAAGAUUCUGUUGCGAGGAACUUCCUUCUGAGUAUUUUAAGUCCAUGGGCAAUAAUAUCUUGGUACUCUUUGAGACAAGUGCUGAGAACAAUGUGGAACUGUCUCCUAGAUUUGAGAUUCGGGCAUGGACGAUAAAACAUGAACAAGAUCCAACUAAGGUGACAAGUGAUGGGAGAUGUGGACACUACUUCCAAAAUAUGGAAUGUACAAUUCAUGGUGAAUCACCAUGUUGCAAUACUAUUGGUUACUGUGGAAACACAGAGCAACAUUGUAGUGAUAGAGACUAUAGAAAAGAAUACUUGAAUCAAAGUGUUAAUGCAUGCUGGACCUAUGAGAUUAAUGUUGAUGUGUCACAACUGGAACACCUUGUGGGACGAUACGAGAGGUUAGGGUACUCUUACAAGGGCAUGCCUGUGUGGCGCCAUCAGUACCUAACAUUGUAUAUGUUUCAAGAGGAUCAGCAUCUCUAUAUAUCUAAAGAAAUAGGAUCUCUAGAAUCACCAGAGGCGUGGACAGAUGACUUGGAAUCAUGGUUCACCACUAGUGCUGAAAUGAAAGAGCCUUCAAUGAGCAGCAAAUGUGUAGAGAGUGGAACGAAAGAAUUAUCUUGUGUUGUUGAUCCUCAAAAAAGAGAGGGCUGUCCUGGGAGUUUUUCUGGUAUAACCGAUAUCCAAUGUGAAGCUCUCAACUGCUGUUUCGAUAAUACAGUCAAGGAUGUAUAUUUCUGCUUCAAAGAUCCCUAUUUAGUGGACUAUUGUGAUAACAUUUGGCUCAGUACUGGAAUGCAGGGUGGUACUCUAACUCUAAAAGAAACUCCUGUAUUUGAGAAGAUAUCCGUGACUAAUCGUUACCCUGUAUAUUCACGAAAUGGUACUCAGGAGAAUAUAUAUGUGGACGAAGAAAGUGGAAGCUGGAAAAUAAGUCUUGAUGGAGAAAAUGUGAAUUUUACUGCUACUCUUGAUAAUGCUAUCACACCAUAUGACAACCGUGCUAAAUGGCUUGAUAUGAACAACCAAUCAGUCCCUUAUCUGGACAUCAGCUGUUUCUAUGGUAAAGAGGUGCCAUGUUUAGAGGUGAUUCUAAAUUGCGGCAAGACAGAGUUUUCUGGUAUGAUGGGUAUUUAUGCUCUUGCUCCAGAUUUAAAACAUGGACGUCCACAGUAUACUUUUACAGAAGGUGAUGCUUCACUGAAGUACAUUAUUGACUCUGAUGGGUCAGAAUACUGGAUUGCAACUGCUGACAAUUUUGGUACAUUCAGUGAAGGUAAUGUCCGUAUAGAGAGCCCAUCGUUCACACUCAACAAUGUCCAAGGCAUUUGGCAAGAAUAUAUGAACAUAGAUGGCACCUUUAGUUUUAGCGAUGAUACUGAUAUCAAUGUGAAAUGUGUCACAGAGGAAGAGAAAAAUGGCUGUAACAAAGUGUUUAUUGGUGGCGACAAUUAUUUUGGAAACAUGGCAAAACGACAGUCAUUUGGUAUUUACAAAAAGCAGAAUCAGAUUUACAAUAAGAGGUUUACAUAUCAACAUGAGUCAAGCUUGAAGUAUCUGUACUUUUACAACAACCAAUGGAUCGUUGGAAAUAAUGUUGGUGACUCAGCUCAUGACUUUCGACUUCUUGAUGCAGCAUUGAAACCUGAUGACAUCUGUCAUCCUUUAGAUAUUUACCGUACAUCCAUAGAAGAAUAUGUCCAAAUUGAGGGAUUCGAUUUUAAGUGCUAUAAAAGACCAGUGUUUGAAGAAGAUUUAUGUGAAACCUUGAUAUUAAGUGGAAUUCAUGCAUCCUCAAAUGAUGAAAAUGAUCUUGAGACUGCAAGGGAGUUGAAUGGUGUAUAUAGCCUUGAGAGUAAACGAUUGAAUAAUCGACCAGUAUACAGUCAUCCAUCACCAAAUAAUGCCAGUUUUUUCUAUCUGAUGCACUACAGCCCUGAGGCAACGAAUACCUGGUUGCUCUCACCUGAGCUAACUGAUCUAUGGGGGUAUUUACGCAACCGAAAUUUCUUAGUGAAAGUGUAUGAUGCCCUUACACCUUGGGAGGUGAACAGUGGGUUCCAGUAUGAAGCUGACGCUGAAAUUAAGUUAGAGUGUUUAGUCACUACAUCUACUACAACAACUGUACCAA